UCGACCGUGAUACCUUGGCGCCAAUCACAGAUUCUGGCAGAUCUCUCAUGUGGUUUAUCGCCGCAACUGUGCCGCUCCAUUUAUCGUUGAACAUUUUCCAUGACAGCCUGUGAGGUUGUGGGAGAAAAAAAAGUCUGGUGGUGGUGUUGUAAUAAUAUUCUGUCCGCCUUUUAUUUUUACCUUCCCUCCUUCAGCGGCUAAAUGGACUGUGUCGACUGAGAUGGACCAGGCCUUGUACGAACCGAUUACCUUAGCAACACCUUUUGUCAUCUUCAUUAUCAGGUGCUCGGAGACUGUGGAGAGAGGCUGUUGCUCAGUAGAGGGAUGUUUCUAACAGACCUACUGGGAGCUGAUUCUACUGAGUUAACCGUCUUAAGUUUGUUUUCUUGAAAAGAUGAUAGUGUGUCUUGUUAGCAGUGCUGGGGAGUGCAAGGAGUUCUGAAGUAGUGCUGCUGACUACGUCACACACUGGACCCCAAGCCUGCCCUCCCCUGGUCCCUCCCUUGACCAAGACUGACCGGGUGGCCAGGUUCAAGAGCUGAAUAAUCGUUUGGAUCACGGUGUUGUUUUCACAAAGGUCGACCUAAUGGUUGAUCCAUCCAGUGGUGGAGGACAAAGAGGACGGCUGGGAGACAGAGACACUUCUUCCUCACUAACCUUCGGUUUGGCCUUAACAGUAAUGGACAUGCACAGCAACGACUCGACAGACAGCUACCCGCCCCCAUCGCUGGAUGACAUGUCGCACGUGAACUACCCGAAGGAGAUCGUGAUCAAACCUUUGUGGGAGAUCGUGCUCAAGACUCUCUUCUACAUCCCCGUCAUCACCCUGGCCAUCCUGGGCAACAUCCUGGUCAUCAUCGUGGUGGCGCGCAACAAGCGCAUGCGAACUACCACCAACUACUACAUCGUCAACCUUGCAGUCGCCGACUGUCUUGUGGCCUUGACCUGCUCCUGGGUGCACCUCCUUGAUGACCUCAUGCCGGGGUGGGUUCUAGGCGCCUUCUUUUGCAAGUUCAACACGUUCUCUCAAGUGCUGUCGCUGGUCUCCAGCAUCUUGACUCUGACCUUCAUCGCUUGCGACCGGUUCUUCGGCAUCGUUUUCGCCAUGAAAGCCCACUUCAUCGAGCGGCGGGCAUCCUUGACCAUCAUCCUGAUCUGGCUUUGCUCCAUAGCCGUGGCCUCGCCGCUUCUGGUCUACCGCAAGCUGUUUGUGAUCCCCUGGCGCGAUUACACGGAGCGCUGGUGUGACGACACGUGGCCGAUGGAGACCUACUGGGACCCGUUACAUAACAAGACCCUGUCCGACUUCCCUGCUCGGCGCGGCUACUACGUCUUCGUGUGUGUCGUCCUCUUCUUCCUGCCAUGCGUCGUCAUGUCGCUGGCCUACGCCCUCAUCACGUGGACGUUGUGGGCCGCACAGGUGCCGGGAGAGCGGACUAGCAAGGACAUCAAAGUGCAGACCAAGCUCCGGAAAAAGAUCAUCGUGAUGUUGAUGCUGAUUCUAAUCGUCUUUGUAGUGUGCUGGCUUCCUCAGAUCGUGUGCCUGCUGUAUGCUGAACUCAAAACUGACCACACUGCGCAAAUGCCGUGGUGGUAUGGUGACUUCUACUACUUCGCUCGCUAUCUGGCUCACUCCAACAGCGCCAUCAACCCACUCAUCUACGCUGGAUUUAACGAGAAUUUUCAGAAAGAAUUCAAGAACCUGUGCCGCAACAAGGAGAGAAAACGCCGCUACACUACCAUGGUGUCACGAGCAGACUCGUUCCAGAGCUCCACUCACAUCACCAAAGUAUAAAACUUCACGUGCGGUCUCAGAGCCGGUCCUCCGCCCUCACGGUCCACAGCCUGCCUUCCGCCGGCUCCCAGCGGCAUCUGCAACAGGCCACCGUGAUUCAGAUCAGAACAUCAACAUCAUCAUCGUCAUUGGCAGGACCGGUCGGCAGCAGCCGGAAGUGCACGGUCAUCGUCGAAGUCGGGCGAUGAAGGGCGUUGCAAGAAGCUCUCAAGGCUGCCUUAUCAUUCACCAAGGUUCAAAAUUGAUGACCAGUGACUCUUCUCAAGUCCUCUUGGUGACAGGAUGCCCUUCCUGAGCAAGAGCAUUCUAUGACAUCGCUGUGUGGCUAAAACCAUUUUAAACAGUUCUGACCCUAAAAGAAAAAUAAUUGCUUUGUUGUUUUUAUUUGUCAACUUUCGCACCGUUCCUGUCCUUUGAUUCUUCCGGACUCAUCGUUUCCUUAAUCUUCGAGAACCAUUUCUUUUCUUUACGUCAGUUCAAAGACAAAUGGCCCCUUCAGAAAUGAAACGUCUAUGGCUAGACCGCGCCAUGAAAUAGCUAUUAAGGGGCAUUUUUUUCAUUUCCGUCUUUGAGUCAGAAGAGCCCUGCAGUAAAUUGUCAUUUGGUUUUUUUCUUAAGGGGAUGGGGGAGCUAAGUCUUAGCAUCACCGCGCUCACCGAUACAACUAAUAAGAGAGAGAACAGAGCUCGAGUGAGCCGCCAGUUACCCUUCCACUUUUCUUCUGCAGUCAUCUCUUCUUCUCAUUGUGAUGGUGAAGACAUAAUAUUUGUUUGGGCAUGAGCUGGGGGUGCGAGGGAUAAAGCUUUCGGUAUUGCAAGGAUUUUUAUGAGUUUAAAACCUAACCCUUAGAGCGUCUUUUAGCGUCUUGAAGAAUGAGGAAAAAUUAUGUUUUCGGAUUCCACCUUUCCACCCACUAAACAGACUGAUAUCACAUGAAAUACACCCCUGUUUUCCUAAUUAUUCCUCAAACACUUUACCCCAACCCUUACAGGAACAACUGCUGCACAUGCGAAUCUCUCACAAGUUUUUGUCUUAUUUAUUUCCCCCCCCUCUCUCACUCUGUAUAUAAUAAAUUAAAGUGAUGAUGUGUGCUUAGCUAUGUGAUCACGAUUCUUUUUGAAGGAGUGGAGGACAUAAUGACAAUGAUGAUUUGGCUUUUUUUUUCCUUCGAUGAAAUUUAAGCCACGGCAAAACGCUUUUUGUCUUAAGCUAGUUCUAACUGGGGACAGUGGCUUUGCUUUGUUAAGUUUACAAGAGGCCGUUUUUGUGUUUCAUUAUGUGAAUUCCAGACCGUGUUACGUGCAGGACAUGACAUUAACUGAAAAAAGCAAAGGACGUUAUUGUUAUUUUGUGGAUUAUGAGAAGACUGCUGUGCAAGGGAAAUAUAUAUAGUCUUUAAGCUUUGCAUUCCCACUACGUUUUCUGCAAUAUUUAAUAAAUGUUUUUGAGGGAAAAGUGGGGCUUUGAAAAUGGAAUUUCCUGCGAAUCUUUAUGCAAGCGAGUACUAAAAAAAGGGGAGUUCAUAUUAAUAUUAACCCUUGCUGUGUUUGCGAUUCUCUGUUCAUUUUUUACCCUCAACACUGCGUAAUUACCUCUGGGUGGUUGGUUUAUUUCAUAGGUAUUCCAUUUCAAGCUAUAAAAGAGUGAGAGAGGUGGUUACCAAAGUACCUACAGAAAAACAUGUUGUAAGAAUGUGUCACAUCUAAAAUGAAUGGCCUCGGGCGGGAUUCGAACCAUGGCUAUACAGUCGUCACAACCAUGAUCACAAACAAGCGUGUCAUCACCACCCCCACUAGACUCCCUCUCCCCGCCAACUCACACACACACACACUUACCAAUAUUUGAGAUCGCCGCUUACCUCCUCAAUGCUUGCUGAUGCUUACUAUUUUCUUGCUUGCUAUGGACUGUAAGGGCUCGAACUAAAUGUUAUCCUUGUUUUUGCCUUUUGAUGGCGAUUCGGUGGGACAUGGAGGAUGUGUAACCAACCUAUCAUUCGUUGUACAACUUGUUAUUUUUCUUAUCCCUGUCCAUCUAAUAUUAUCAUUCAUUUUUCUUUAAAUUUUCUGUGCCUGUAUUGUCCUGUCAUGGUUGAUCUACGUGCACAUUGUUGAGAUCGUGCAUUUCACACCACGUGACCUACUUGUCGAGCAAAAAUGUGAUGGGAAUGAAUAUGACACUUCAAGAAAGCAGGCACGGUAUAUAGAAAUAUUAGGUUCUCUGGUUUGGACUAACAUCAUCCUGCCUAUGGCCUCUAAACGACACAACGAGUCUUGAACAAGGGAAGGCACUCUCAAAACACCUUUCACGGGAGACAAUUCUACCGCUGAUGGGAUUGACAAGCGCUGGGUGAAUCUCCUGUCGGUCUAAAGAUUAUAAACCACAAGGUGUGUAGUGUUUGUCAGUACUCCUGACACGCCAAAGUAACAGUAGAUUCUAUAAAACACACAUGAGAAAUGUCACAGCAAUGUUUCUGUCUAAACUGCACGUCUAGAAACAUGUCAAAAUAACUGGUAGAGUUCAUCGGAAAACAUGGUUGAGUUCAUCCAACGCCAUGACUUAGCUCACCAUCCAAUAAAAUUGUUUGCAAGAUCUUACACUUAUCUAGCAAUGAGAGAUUAAUCUCAGUCAUCUGCUUACCAGUUGGUUUUAAAUACAGGCUGGUAAAGAAACCACUUCCAUGUGGUCUGAGUACAUUAUCGCAAAGGACUGGAGGUGGUGAUGUGAUGCUGUGUACUACAACGUACAUGUAAGGCCAUGGACAGCAAUAAACAGGACAAAAUGAAGGAAGUUUAGAGAAGAAAUCCUGAAGAAUAAAGAUUCCAAAAAGAGUCGAACUCUAAGGAUUUAAAGAAGUGAUUUUAAGGUCACGAACUCACAGAACAAAAACUUCAAAAGUGUCAAAUUCCACUUCUACUCAAAUCCACAGUUAGGUCCAGACUGAGACUGUAACGAGCUCAGUAACGGCAAUUGUUGUCUUACUCAUCAAACUGGUGACUCUAGAGACCGGAGGACUGUGUCACGUGCUCACUGUAUCACGUGCCUAUGUGUGUUACUUUGCGACGAGUGGUUCUCUCUUCUUCUUGUUAAUGAGAGAGGAAUACGAAUUGACCUUUGCCCUGGUGUGCAGCUUACGAGCAUUUAAUACCCUUCGUUCGUUAAACCCUUUAAAAAAAUUGUUCGCCGUCAUGUUCGGAGCUUUCACUUAAACCUUCUAAAUCCGGGAACAUAAUAUUUAUUGUCCAAUAUUCAAUCAGGUAUGACAACUUUGAACAUGGCGGUCAUAUAAAAGAAUCUGUAAAAAAUAAUCACAUAUUUGACAAAAUAUAUUCGGGUAAGACUGCUCCUGCCCUAGCGUAAAAUCCGUCUUUGUCACUGAGAAAAUGAAAGCCGCUUGUUAUAUCCUGGGAAGGAGAUCAGGGGCAGACGGAAAAUAAAAGCCGUUGGUGGGCUUUGUGGGCUUUGUGGGCUUCUGUCUCGUGACAAUAGUUCCCUGGGGCCAGGGGCAGAAUCUCGUGAGUAGGGGGAUGCGAAAAGUCAGCAUAGCGGGUCAUAAAAUGUGUGAUCUUUCUGACUGCUUUGUAAAGUAUUCAGCUACGUUAUUCUCUCUGCUCUCUGCCCCGACUUUCGUUUUCCUACUGACUAGGGCGGCGCAUGCACUUAGGGUAGUCUGUCCUCUGCACAUGUAGUGAUCACCCUCUAUCCUAACCCCAACCCAAACCCCAGCGCAAACAUAGGUGGUCAUCUUCGAAGCCCACGAUGUAAUGAGAAAUAAAAUAAAAGGCAAAGAUGUCCGGAAUAAACAAACAAAACAUGGAACAAAUCCUAGUAGUGUUUUUUAAAUAUGUAAUGAGAAUCGAACCUAUGGCUUUUGAUCCCCACCUCCCUAAAAAAAAAAAAGCUGCUGUGCUGCAGUGGCAUAGCAAAAUGCGAGCAACAUGUAACUGUAUAAAUAUCGGCAAGCCGCACGAUUCGGUAGGGAAAGAGAAGUGUCCACUCCAAGUUCAACUGUAGAAAAGGGUAUUUGUGAAGAAUGUCUAGAAUCCAGUAAGAGAGGAAUGUUGAAAUUACAAGAAACUACACUAAGAACAAAACUAGUUACACGUAUUGGGAUAAUAGUUAGUUGAGUGUCCUCCUUUGUAUAAUCAAAGAUGCCUUAUACAGAGGCAUCGAAAUACAGACAUGAUGCUUCACCAACAAGUAAGAAAAUCUUAUUUCUGUGAAAUAUUAACUUCGAAUAUUCUUUUCUGUUAUUCUUGCAAGUUUGCUUAAUAUUGUUAAUAUUUAUGCGACUUUUAAUGAAACUAUAUGUCGCCUGCCACGUCGUACUCUACAACGUAGCCAUUCUCACACCCAUGUCCGGAUUUCUGUGCUGAUGUGCAUGUGAGGACUAAACUUAGUCUUAAGUCGCUAGUCCUAAAUGUAAAUCGGCUUUGCUAAGUUUGGUCCAAAAAGUCGACCUAACUGCGACUGAAGACUCAUUUUCAAGAACAUACAGGCAAACCAGCACAAGUGAUGUCUGUAAGUUGAGACUGAAACUUCAGGCUUCACAUCAACGAUGACAUGCACCCAGGCCCUGGAGUUAAGUGUAAAGUGAUCUGUCAUUACUUAUUUGUGUUGCUGUUUGAUGUUCAAUUAAUAUUGCUUUCUAGAUUAUUGUCAAUCUCCAAAAUCUUCAUAAGUUCCAAAAGGUUGUUAUUGUUAACGUUUUUAAAACAUUCACAACUGUAACAAGCAAGCAUUUGUUGAUUGUUGAUCUGCUUUUCUCCUGCUUUCUGCUUAAAUGGCAGACAAAGGUCAUGUUUUGUAGAAGGAUUGAAUUAUUAAUGCCCAUAAGUCCUGUUAUAUGUUUCAUGGGUGAGAAAUGUUGGCUCCAGCAGACCUCCAUGGCCCUGUCAUCCACCCCACCCAUUGCUGGUAUCUGCUGCCGCCAAGCAUCUUGGGAAAUGUGAUCAAAGUGCUGCGAACUCAUCAUAUCCAUAAAAAUCAGUCAAGUCCUUAAUGACUGGGAAUCGUUUUAUUCGUGUUGUAGACUGUGGUUAACAUAAUAUAUAUAUAUAUUCUAUAAGGGUAUUUGCUCAUUUUUUUCAGUUGAUCGCUAGCUAUGUCGAAAAUGUUCAGUGGGUAUGAAGAUUUUGCUAACUAGCGAUUAACCAUUAUCUCCUUUAUCAUUCAUUAUUGAACAAUUACCCGUUAUUUGUAGGAUCAUUUACCAUUAUCCAGAUGGAUGAUUUACCAUGAGCUAUUUCAUGAACUGUAUCAAUGUUGUGUGGACAUGUUGAUCCAGAGACACGAGUAACAGAUUCACAGUGGUCUAUUGCAGUGACUGUACUGUUUGGUGUAAUUUCUCAUGAUGGUUAUUCGACUAUCGGCUGUUUUCGUUCUUGAGAUGUGCAUAUGCCUUUUCUGUUUCUUUGAUUCUGUUUGUUGAUCAAUAAACCAGUCACUCAACCA
Messenger RNA from Pomacea canaliculata, 7246 nucleotides. RefSeq names its product QRFP-like peptide receptor. The coding region runs from base 587 to 1795 and encodes 402 amino acids. NCBI's taxonomy places the organism in Eukaryota, Metazoa, Mollusca, Gastropoda, Architaenioglossa, Ampullariidae. Gene Ontology annotation, cellular component: membrane. Gene Ontology annotation, molecular function: neuropeptide Y receptor activity. Gene Ontology annotation, biological process: G protein-coupled receptor signaling pathway. The transcript is spliced from 7 exons. The record is from RefSeq and is a predicted model, not a curated record.